UAUAGAACUUCAAAAUAUUAAUGAAAUAUCCAUUCAACAAUUGAACUUCUUGUCUGACGAAGUUAUCUCUUGAAUUCCAAUCAUGGCCCCGAGUCUUAUCCAUUCGUCUUUGCAUGCCGUUCUUGAUGGAACAGAGGCCAAACUAGAUCCCACGGCCUAUGCCGUUGAGCAUUAUCGAGGAAUCAAAUAUGGAAAAAUAUCCCAACGAUUUGCUAAGGCAGUAGCUGUAGAUGACUGGCACGGUGAAAAACUCGACUGUUCUCGUUUCGGCCCACAAUGCCCACAGAAUAAUGUUGACACUGGCCAUCUCUUACGCAUCCCAGAAACAUUAGAUAAAGGCCAGGAGGAGGUGAAGCAAGACGAAUUCGAAUGCCUCAAUCUCAAUGUCUCCGUCCCUGCCAGGACAACUUCUACAAAGGACCUGGUCCCUGUCCUGAUCUGGAUCCACGGCGGGUCGCAGAUAAUGAGCUUUCCCCCAGCUGCUCAUCGAUGCUCUGACACGACGACACUUGUCCAGAGGUCAAUUGAGAUAGGGAAACCGAUGAUAAUAGUAACUUUCAAUUACCGUCUAAAUAUCUUUGGUUUCGGGGACGGAGGCGAGAAGAACCUGGCAUUAAAAGACCAACAGUUGGCCAUAGAAUGGGUUGUCAAGCACAUUGCCGGGUUUGGCGGAGACAAGAAUAAUAUUACCCUUGGAGGAGAGAGCGCCGGUGCAGUAUAUGCUCACGCUCAUUUGACUAGCGGGUCACCGGUCGCACGAGGGUUAUUACAAUCCGGAUCACUCUAUCUAUCCCCACCUCAGCCUCUCGAGAAAGGAACGAGUCUGAUUUCUGGCCUAUCCGCAAGCCUCUUGGAAAGGCAUAACGUGUCGCUCAAUGAAGCGCCUGAACCAAUUCUACUUCAAUCGCUCCUGGAAAAUAACAUCAACCCCUUCUGGAUCCAACAAGAACCCGAUCUUGUAGGCUGGGAAGGGCGCGUUAACGACGUGCAAGAACUCCUCAUCGGAGACGUAGAAUACGAGUCUGUAAUCUGGAGGAAUGGUAUCGAGACUGUUAGCGCUUCUGAAAUAGCAGCGAUUUUCGACAACGAGGAACUGAAGAACCUGUACGGGGUUUCUCCAUCUCGGCCUACGGCAAGUAGAUUGGCGGCGUUGGAUUUUAUCAACGAUCUUCGAUUCGCAUUACCUAUCGAGGAGAUAUCUGCCUCUCGCCGCAGUGCAGGGAAAGCAACGUAUCAAUAUGUUUUCGAUCAAGUUAACCCGUGGCAGAGCUCAAGUAGAGCACAUCACGGUGUUGAUCUCAUUUCGUUAUUUGGGGGAUAUGACCUCACAUUUAACCCUGCUGCUGCUGCCGUAGCAAAAGCGAUGCAAGAACGCUGGAUUGCGUUUGUGAAUGGCGAAAGCCCGUGGAAUGGGGAGAAGAGGUUUGCAUUUGGGCCACAUGGGAAAAGUGGAGAGAUUACAGAUGAAGACUUUGCUGCAAGGAGACGCGUGGGACAUUUUGAUUUAUUGCGACAGAUGGAUUCGAUGAAACUUGGAGAUUAA
Messenger RNA from Pseudogymnoascus verrucosus, 1543 nucleotides. RefSeq lists its product as uncharacterized. Bases 83 to 1543 code for a protein of 486 amino acids. NCBI's taxonomy places the organism in Eukaryota, Fungi, Ascomycota, Leotiomycetes, Thelebolales, Thelebolaceae. The record is from RefSeq and is a predicted model, not a curated record. The transcript is spliced from 6 exons.